This is a messenger RNA of Opisthocomus hoazin, 1056 nucleotides long. RefSeq names its product G protein-coupled receptor 148 (gene GPR148). Gene Ontology annotation, molecular function: odorant binding; olfactory receptor activity. Gene Ontology annotation, cellular component: membrane. NCBI's taxonomy places the organism in Eukaryota, Metazoa, Chordata, Aves, Opisthocomiformes, Opisthocomidae. The record is from RefSeq and is a predicted model, not a curated record. Gene Ontology annotation, biological process: detection of chemical stimulus involved in sensory perception of smell.
AUGGACUUCUCUGGCUGUGCUGUAGUAAAGAGAGCGAACACGACUGCAUACCACCCCAGGGAGACAGCGUUCAACAGCUCCUCAAAUUUGAGCGACGCUGCUUUGUACUAUUUGCUGGAGGAAUGGGCUCUCAACCCAUCAGGCACCAACGUGAAGAUGUUUUUAAUCCCUCCGGUUGUCUGCCUCAUGGCAGGUGCCCUCAUCAUUCCUACCAUCUUGUUUGUGAUCUUCUCUAGGUUUAGCAUCCGUCAGGAAACAAGGUACAUGCUGCUGGGAAAUGCCCUGCUUUCUGAUCUGGUCUACCUCGUGUUCUACACCCUGUCAGCUGCUCUCCAUGCAGCCCGUGUACAUCUCCCAAAGGAAGCCUGCGUCCUCUUACUGUUCUUGCUGGCGGUGGCUUACUGUGGAGGAUUGUUCACAGCUGCUGCAAUAGUCUUGGACACGUACAUAGCUAUUUUGUUCCCUUUGCGCUACAUCGCUAUUUUGCCUCCUUCACGAACGAAAAAAAUCAUUGUGUUACUGUGGAUGUGUUCUGGGGCUUUCCCCGGGAUCUUCUUCUUGGUGCUAUCCAGCACUCACGGCUUUGCGCCCUGCGUCCUGGAAACGUGCUCGGUUCCGGUGAUACUCAUAUUAACUCUGAACGGGACUGAUGUUGUGAAACUCUGUUUCUGGCUUGCUGCCACAGUUAUCUUUCUCUGCUUGUCUCUAAUAUUUUGUUGCUAUGCUAUUUUGUAUUUUAAAACCAAACAGUUGGGGAUAUGGGAGGGCAUCUGCUCCAGAGCCAGUGUAACGUUCUUGAUGCACAACACUGUGUUGUUUUUUUACUUCUUUCCACUCUUGGCUCUUAUUGUAGAAUCAUUCUUGUGCAUCAACGUUGUCAUCAGACUGCAGACAGGAAUCUGGGUCUCCCUGACAGUCUGCAAUGUCCUGAUGAUUCUGCCUAAGGUUUUGUUCCCUUUUCUGUAUGGGCUUCGGUACAGAGAGAUCGCAGGACCUCUCAAAUCCAUUGUCAGAAGGAAGCAUCUUCGUGUGUCGCCAGCUCCAUCACCAUCCUGA